Messenger RNA from Syngnathus typhle (broad-nosed pipefish), 513 nucleotides. It is a transcript of the gene coxfa4a, whose product is annotated as NDUFA4 mitochondrial complex associated a. The coding region runs from base 96 to 344 and encodes 82 amino acids. The record is from RefSeq and is a predicted model, not a curated record. The transcript is spliced from 4 exons. Lineage: Eukaryota; Metazoa; Chordata; Actinopteri; Syngnathiformes; Syngnathidae.
CUCAAACUGGCGGAUUAAACAACUCCGUUUUUGGCCAGACUUCUUUUAAUCCAUCAUCUGUGUACAAAUUGGGAGAAGCUACACCCUACAUCAGGAUGUUGGCUACAGUCCGCAAGCAACUGAUCAACCACCCGGCUUUGAUUCCACUCUUCAUCUUCAUCGGUGGAGGCACAGUCAUGUCCUUGGCGUACCUGGCUCGCCUGGGCCUGAGGAACCCAGAUGUGUGCUGGGAUCGGAAGAACAACCCCGAGCCAUGGAACAAAAUGUCCCCGACUGAUCAGUACAAGUUCUACACAGUCAACACGGACUACAGCAAACUGAAGAAGCAAGGUCCCGACUUCUAAAGCGUCUCUCGUCCGCUGGAGCAAACGCACAAGUGCACUGUUGGACGCGCAUCAUGAGUCAUAUUUAAGUUUCAUCAUCGCGUCUCCUUUUAUUUGAAAGCGUGCUCGUCUUCACUUUUGAGUGCGUCAAUAAAGCGAAAGGAGUCUUUCUCCUCCUGACAAGAGAAAA